This is a messenger RNA of Cordyceps fumosorosea ARSEF 2679, 672 nucleotides long. Its product is annotated as Methyltransferase type 11. Gene Ontology annotation, molecular function: S-adenosylmethionine-dependent methyltransferase activity. The transcript is spliced from 4 exons. Lineage: Eukaryota; Fungi; Ascomycota; Sordariomycetes; Hypocreales; Cordycipitaceae. The record is from RefSeq and is a predicted model, not a curated record. The coding region runs from base 1 to 672 and encodes 223 amino acids.
AUGGCUACAGAGCCGGCAAACCAAGGUCUCUUUGCCAACGCCGCCGACCGCCUGGACGCAUAUCUCACUUUGAGGCAUCCCUGGCGUGAACCGGCCAAGCUCUAUAUUUCGAGCCUGUGGUCCAACUUAGUAUCUGGUAACUUCGGUGCCCUCGGCUCAGUCGGCGAUGAGACAUUUGCCAAGUGGUGGCUCGGAACGAGUCACAAUUUCCUUCGCUACGAAGAGUCCGUCGGGGUACCGGCGCUGGUUGGCAGUGCGCACGGCGUGGUGCUUGACCUCGGGCCCGGCUCGGGCAACCAGCUGUCUCGUCUGGACACGAGUCGGCUCACGCACGUGUAUGGGAUCGAGCCAAACGCCGCCCUCGUGCCCGCCCUCGCAAGCAAGAUUCAAGAGCUGCACCUUGACAAGCUAUACACACCUGUUGUAGCUCGUAUCGAGGACGCCGAGGAGCAGCUUGCCAAACUUGGUGUUGAGCCAGGCACCGUGGAUUGCAUCCUGAGCAUGCAAGUGCUGUGCUCCAUCCCGGAUCUGGAGGGCGUGAUUCGAGAGCUUCACCGUUUCUUGAAGCCGGGAGGGGAAUUAAUCUUUUGGGAGCAUCAGCAAAACGAGGUAGAUUGGAUCACUCGCGCUGUCCAAGAAAGGCUCUUCUCGCAGCCGCUGAUUGGGACGUAA